Molecule: messenger RNA, 1106 nt
Organism: Leptinotarsa decemlineata (Colorado potato beetle)
Lineage: Eukaryota; Metazoa; Arthropoda; Insecta; Coleoptera; Chrysomelidae
Product: RUN domain-containing protein 1-like
Source: RefSeq, a predicted model, not a curated record
UGACUUGAGAGCAAAACUGGAAAUGGCCAUAGCAAGAGUGAAAGAACUAGCAGAACAAAAUGAAUAUCACCAUAAUCAAGAAGGGGAGUACAGCAGUGACUCUGAAUCCCAGACAAUCUCGUGUAAUGUUCAUCUAACAACAGCUGUGAGAAAAUACCUUGCAGCUUGCAUUAGAGAUCUGAUUCAACAUGGUGCUUGUGCCGCACACAGUUCCAGUUUGGUCCCAUUGAUCGGAUGUUUUCCACGCAGGAGCUCUCUGCAGAAUACUCAAAUUCAUGCUUGGGAAAUCAUCCUGGAAUAUUACAAGAUGAAGAAUGGCGAGAAGUAUAAUUCCACUCCUGCUAGGAAGUUGUCACAGAGUUUCAAUCUGGACAUUGCAGGAUCUUCACCUUCUUCUAAUAAACAGAAUAUGCUUUGUUGUAUUGGCAGUGUCAUCUCUACUCAUACUCCUUACAAGAGAAGUCCUGACUCUCAUUUCAAAGCUUUUGUAUGCGCCGCGCUGAAUGCUAACAAGUUAGUUUCUUGGUUGACCUUGAUCUUCACCUGCAACCAGUUAGUUAAAACGCAUUACCAACCAUGGAGCUAUGUUGCAAAGACAGGAUUCCAAGAUAGUUUACGCAGUUUGGAUACUUUAACGGGCUACAAGUUUCAGUUGCCCGUUGAUCUUGCCAUUAGACAAUUUCAAAACAUCAAAGAUGUUUUUACAUAAUAUAUACCCCUCCAACAUACUCUAGUCAUUCCUUGUUUGAGUUUCUAGUUGUUUUAUAGUGCAUUUUGAAUUUCUGUGAUUUUAAUUAAUUUUUUAUUUAUUUUUAUUUUAUUUGGGGGGCAUCGACUAUAUCGGUCAUUAGUCCAUUUCAUUUACUGUUUUCAAUGUUUUUUGAAGUGUUAUUGAACGAGGAAGUGUAUUGCGAAUAUUCUGAAUGGAAUCGUUGUCAUAUCAUUAAUUUAAUCUUGGGUGUUAUAUUGAGUAAAAAAUGUGUUUUUUCUAAUAUAAGUGGCAUAUCUGACUGAAGAUCUGAAGAAGUAUCUUGUCCCUCUGAAUUUCAGUACUUGUUAUUUGCGUUUGAUAAUUUUAUGAUAGUUGAUUAAAGAUGUUGUCUUAA